Molecule: messenger RNA, 834 nt
Organism: Danio rerio (zebrafish)
Lineage: Eukaryota; Metazoa; Chordata; Actinopteri; Cypriniformes; Danionidae
Source: RefSeq, a predicted model, not a curated record
AUGUGUGCAGAAGAAAACCACAUCAUCAUCAUCAUCAUCAUCAUCAUGGGAUCGUUUCUGGUUUUACCUCAUCUGCUGGUGUUCAUAUCAGUGUUUUCUCUCAGAUCAAGAAUCUUCUACCCUUUCGGUUUAUCAGCAGGAGACUCAAAAACAACUGCUGAUGAUGAUGCAAGCUCCUCUGCUAUUACACUGUUGAGUCCCUUUCUGUUCUUUGGACGAACAUACCAGCAGAUUUACGUAAAUAAUAAUGGAGAUCUCACAUUCAGCCAGGCUUUACCACAGUUUGUUCCCUCCUCAUUUCCUGCUAAUGGAAGUCAAGAUAUUAUUGCUGGAUUCUGGGCUGACCUUAAUAACGGAGCAAGUGGAGUCAUCUCUUAUAAUCAAUACGCUAAUGGAAGUGUUCUCACUCGCGCCACUCAGGAUAUCAACAGUUAUUUUCCAAAUCUGCCCUUCACUGCUUCUUGGGUCUUUGUUGCAACGUGGGAUAAAGUGCCGUACCUUUCCUCUAUAGCAGAAACAUCUUUUCAAGUGGUUUUAAUAUCAGGCAGUAAUUAUUCAUUUAUUCUGAUCAAUUAUGGAGACAUUGCUGCAACAGAACGAAAAGUGGAGGCUGGUUAUGACACAAUAAACUCCACAAAUUACUUUGUGAUUCCUGGAUCAAACAAUGGGAGUUCUGUCUCAAACCUCAAGAACUCCAGUAAUGUCAAUGUUCCAGGCAGAUGGGUGUUCAGGGUGGACGGUGGACCAAAAGACAGCAUUGUGAAAAGUAAGACUUUCUAUUUCUUAAGCAUAGAUAAUAUUUUGAUAUAUUUCACAUGCAAUGUGUUUGUCUGA